CCCUCCGAGGGUGUGGAGCGCCCGGGACACGGGGACCCCGAGAAUCCAACUGCUCCCACCCUGCGGGACCAGGAGCGGGGCUGGCGGUACUGGCGGCACUAUUUCCGGGCAGGGGGCGAGGCCGGGGGACCGGGCCGGCCUGGGGCGCGGGCACGUGUGGGGGGCGGACCCGCCGAGGGUCGAGGCCCGCCCCUCAGAGAGCUCCUGGUGCUGCUGUCCCGGCCCGGGGCCCCAGGUGCGCUUCGCCUAGAGAGGGAUUUUCCGGUCUCGUGGGCAGAGGAAAAACCAGGAACUCGGGCUCGGUCUCCACCCCAAAGCGGGGCGGAUCCGUCCCGGAUAAGACCUGCCGUCUGGCCCUGAGCAGGGUGUGACCUCCGCAGCCGCAGAGGAGCGCAGCCCGGCCUCGAAGAACUUCUGCUUGGGUGACUGAACUCUGAUCUUGACCUAGAGUCAUGGCCGUGGCAACCAAAGGAGGUACUGUCAAAGCUGCUUCAGGAUUCAACGCCGUGGAAGAUGCCCAGACCCUGAGGAAGGCCAUGAAAGGGCUCGGCACUGAUGAAGACGCCAUUAUUAGCGUUCUUGCCUACCGCAACACCGCCCAGCGCCAGGAGAUCAGGACGGCCUACAAGAGCACCAUCGGCAGGGACUUGAUAGACGACCUGAAGUCAGAACUGAGUGGCAAUUUCGAGCAGGUGAUUGUGGGGAUGAUGACGCCUACGGUGCUGUAUGACGUGCAAGAGCUGCGAAGGGCCAUGAAGGGAGCUGGCACUGAUGAGGGCUGCCUAAUUGAGAUCCUGGCCUCCCGGACCCCUGAGGAGAUCCGGCGCAUAAGCCAAACCUACCAGCAGCAAUAUGGACGGAGCCUUGAAGAUGACAUUCGCUCUGACACAUCGUUCAUGUUCCAGCGAGUGCUGGUGUCUCUGUCAGCUGGUGGGAGGGAUGAAGGAAAUUAUCUGGACGAUGCUCUCGUGAGACAGGAUGCCCAGGACCUGUAUGAGGCUGGAGAGAAGAAAUGGGGGACAGACGAGGUAAAAUUUCUAACUGUUCUCUGUUCCCGGAACCGAAAUCACCUGUUGCAUGUGUUUGAUGAAUACAAAAGGAUAUCACAGAAAGAUAUUGAACAGAGUAUUAAAUCUGAAACAUCUGGUAGCUUUGAAGAUGCUCUGCUGGCUAUAGUAAAGUGCAUGAGGAACAAAUCUGCGUAUUUUGCUGAAAAGCUCUAUAAAUCAAUGAAGGGCUUGGGCACCGAUGAUAACACCCUCAUCAGAGUGAUGGUUUCUCGAGCAGAAAUUGACAUGUUGGAUAUCCGGGCACACUUCAAGAGACUCUAUGGAAAGUCUCUGUACUCGUUCAUCAAGGGUGACACAUCCGGAGACUACAGGAAAGUACUGCUUGUUCUCUGUGGAGGAGAUGAUUAAAAUAAAAAUCCCAGAAGGACAGGAGGAUUCUCCACACUUUGAAUUUUUUUAACUUCAUUUUUCUACACUGCUAUUAUCAUUAUCUCAGAAUGCUUAUUUCCAAUUAAAACGCCUACAGCUGCCUCCUAGGAUAUAGACUGUCUGUAUUAUUAUUCGCCUAUAAUUAGUCAUUAUGAUGCUUUAAAGCUGUACUUGCAUUUCAAAGCUUAUAAGACAUAAAUGGAGAUUUAAAAAUAGAAAUAAAAAUGUAUUCCAUGUUUUUAAAAGAUUACUUUAUACUUUGUGUUUCACAGACAUUGAAUAUAUUAAAUUAUUCCAUAUUUUCUUUUCAGUGAAAAAUUUUUUAAAUGGAAAACUGUUCUAAAAUCACUUUUUUCCCUAAUCUAAUUUUUAGAGUAGCUAGUAUUUUCUUCAUUUGAAAUCGUAAGCAUCUGGUUAGUAAGAACGCCCAUCCAGUUUUCUAUAUUUCAUAGUCAAAGCCUUGAAAGCAUCUACAAAUCUCUUUUUUUAGGUUUUGUCCAUAGCAUUAGUUGAUCCUUACUAAGUUUUUCAUGGGAGACUUCCUUCAUCACAUCUUAUGUUGAAAUCUCUUUCUGUAGUCAAAGUAUACCAAAACCAAUUUAUCUGAACAAACUAAAUUCUAAAGUGUGCUUAUACAAACCAUAUACAUCUGGUUACCAAACAUAAAUGCCGAACAUUCCAUAUUAUUAUAGUUAAUGUCUUAAUCCAGCUUGCAAGUGAAUGGAGAAAACAAAUAAGCUUCAAACUAGGUAUUCUGGGAAUUAUGUAAUGUUCUGAAUUUAGUUUGAUAUACAGAAAACUUUUUUGUGCUAAAAAUACUUUUUAAAAUCUUUUUCAAUUUUGUUGAUUGUAGUAAUUUCUGUUUGCACUGUGCCUUUCAACUCUAGAAACAUUCUGAAGAUGUACUUGGAUUUAAUUAAAAAGUUCACUUUGUA
Messenger RNA from Cercocebus atys (sooty mangabey), 2374 nucleotides. It is a transcript of the gene ANXA4, whose product is annotated as annexin A4. The transcript has 13 exons. Gene Ontology annotation, cellular component: cytoplasm. Gene Ontology annotation, molecular function: calcium-dependent phospholipid binding; calcium ion binding. The coding region runs from base 453 to 1418 and encodes 321 amino acids. NCBI's taxonomy places the organism in Eukaryota, Metazoa, Chordata, Mammalia, Primates, Cercopithecidae. The record is from RefSeq and is a predicted model, not a curated record.